GAGUAUUUCUUCCUAAACAAACUCAAAGCCUCGACCUUUUCAGGUCUGAUAACCCUCCGAUUUCCGUGAAGCGCAAGUUUUUCUGCAUCUGUUUCUGUGUAAAGCGACGCCGAUCGGCGUUCCCGCGUAGCGUAACAAUUUUACGACAAGUUAAGAAUCAGUUCGGUACGAUGCUCGGUACAUGCUCGUAGUACGAAGCGAAGAUGAUCUCGUGGUUUAAUCGCUUCCUCGUCGCGCUUCUCUGCUUCGUCGCUGUUCCUUCCUGCGCGAUCUACGAUCCAAAAGCGACGACUACGAAGCCGCCAGAGCGUCGCGAAUCGGAGCUACCUUGGCAUUCGUUUGACAGAGCGAACGAGUCGCGAAUAGAUUCUCGUUCCCCAAAAUGGCAGGAAGAUGGAUCCGCGUCAAAGACCGCCACGAAGAGUUGGGGUUCGUGGCGAAAAACUCCGGGUAGCGAGAUCGAACAAAGAACCCAAAUCGAUCCGUUCGAACAAGUUCCCAAGCAAAUUCCCGAACAAAUUCUUGCGCAAGUUCCUCCCGAACAACAACACGAUUUGAAAUUUCCCGACGAACGACGAGAAACUCAGAAACGCGAGUAUGAAAAAUUGAUAUGGAAUAAACCGUUCGACGAGAACUUCGAGAUCGAGGCGCCGCCCUACGACAAAACUCACGGUGGAAAUUUCAAGGAUGAAUCGAGACACGAAAAUCGCGGUCGGCCUCGAAAGAACGAAAUUGAUUUCGAACAUAAGUAUCUGUCGAGAGAUGACAAAGAAACUACGCGCGAGAACGACGAGGAGGACUUGUACGAGGGCGUGGCGAGUGACAGCACGAAACCGCGAAAGGAAAACAUAUUGUCUUCGCAAAACAAACCGGAGCUCAAAGUGGCGCGAUACGAUUCCCGCUCGGGCGUCCAGUGUCCCGAGCGCAAUUCCACCGGGCAAUUUGUUUAUCCGCCGGAUUGCAAGUUUUUCGUCAACUGCUGGAAGGGACGCGCGCACGUGCAACCGUGCGCCCCGGGAACUCACUUCAACCCCGACACCCUGGAGUGCGAUUUUCCGCACAAAGUGAAAUGCUACGAGAACGAAUUGGCCGAUUUGAGAGAGCCGUGGGAUUCCGAUGUUAAUCCGCGGAAACCGCAAAAGUUGCAAGAGCCGAAAUGUCCGGCUUACUUAACGGGUUUGUUGCCGUAUCACGGAGACUGCACGAAGUUCAUGCAAUGCGCUUUUGGCGCGACUUACAUUAUGAAAUGCGGCCCUGGAACAGUUUUCAACCGCGCCAUCGGCGUGUGCGACUGGCCGCGUAACGUAAAGGGUUGCGAAGACACUUUUAAAUCUGACCAAGACAAUGCACCGCUCACACCUCCCAAUUUGCACUCCGGAUACAAGUCGGAUUACAAAGAAGUGAAGAAAGUUAUUUCGUGUCCUGCCGAUUUCACUGGACUGCUGCCUCAUCCGGAGACGUGUAAAAAAUUCCUCCAAUGCGCUCACGGUGCAACUUUCGUAAUGGACUGCGGUCCCGGAACGGCUUUCAACCCUCUUACCACGGUUUGCGACUGGCCGUACAACGUGCCCGGUUGUAAAUCGGAUAAAUCGAGCGAUGGAGUGCGCAAAACGGAAGGUGAUUCCUGGUCACCGUCCAGAGGUACAACGUCGUGGUCGACUUCAGGCGGUCGAUACAAUCAAACAGAUUCUCGCAGUCACAUCAGACCAAGUUACAGCACAACCCCAAGCCCGACAUUUAGACCAACGUGGAAGCCGCUCACGACGACUUCGAGUCCACGUUGGUAUCCAACUGCGAGGCCGUCGUUUAAUUAUCCUGAUUACUCUACUAAUUAUCAUAAUCGUUACGGUCACAUACGCGAAGAGGAUCGAUACAAGGAUCAAGGGACUUAUCCCUCGCAAUGGAGACCAUCUGGUGGUGGAAAUUCGGGACGUCCUUUCGAAGGUAAUUACGGAUUCCAAGGUCAUCAUCCGGAUAGACAAUGGACGCAACAUGAGGGAAUUGAUCAAAGUUCGCAAGGAACUUAUCCUCCGACUUAUCCGAAAGGAUCGUGGUCGUACGAACAUGGAAAUCGUCAUCAGUACAACCGCGAAUAUCCUCCCCCUCCCCCUCCUCCUCCCUCUUCUCUUCUUCCUCCUCUUCCUCCUGGUUAUUAUUAUCAUCCUUAUUAUCCUUAUUAUCCCCCUCCUCACGGUUACGAGUCUACGUCGAAUCUUUCGGCGAGUCCAAAUUGGAACUCAGCUAGACCUCCUUCCGAUCGGAACUACGAUCGGAAGUACGAUCACGGCCGCUACGGAGGACACAAUCCAAAUGCGGAUGACGGCGGUUAUUGGCAUCCUGGUCACAAUUACCAUCACGAUUCCCGCUAUCCUACGGAAUAUGGCGCGCCAGACGGAACGGACCAGAGACAAUUUCAACCGUAUUUCCCUUCAGGGAGAUACGACGAAGAUAACGUUCAGUUUCAUAAUGUAUACAACAAGACGAAGUUUGGCGCCGACGGGAAUUUGCCGGAUAAUCGAAGGAACGAUUACGAUUUCGCGCCGAAUAGACAGGAUUACGGAAGGAUCGGAUUCUAUUUUCCAUCCUACAAUCGCACUUAUUUCCCGAACUCUGGAAACGUUUUUCCAAAUAGCGCCAAUAAAUCUGGCGAGAGUUGGUAUCACACUCAGGACGGAUCACGACAAGAUAGACUACCUCCUUCUUGGACGGGACAAGGAAAUACCGCGCGGAAUCAGUCUGACGGAUCUGACGUCAAACCGAGUACGUGGCGCGGUCAGCACGAUCGAGGACAAGUGCAAACUGAUCAGUGGGAUCAAGGCACGGUCAGUCCGGAAGAUAAACUGCACCGAUGGCAAUCGGGAAGUGACGUACCUCAGCAGAGCACGGCCGAUACAGAAGCGGACGUAAAGAUGCAGCAUUGGGCGUCAAGAACGAACGUCUUCUCGAAUUCAAAGGUGGAUUCAGGAUCUAAGAAUUCAACUCAGAAUCCGGGAGCGAAUCUUUAUCCAAACGGAAUUUACGUUAACGCAAACGGCGUGAAAGGUCACUUUAUCACGAGAGAAAUUGAAGAUAAGCGUUCGACGAUCCAUCAACACGCGCAGAAGCCUGUCAACCGGAGCUACGUCUUCAACAGCACUCACGUUUACUCCACGCCGUUCUUCACAACGACGACCCCGAUAACUCCGACCCAACAGAAGACUCAGCUGUCGAGAAGAGAAAGAACAUUCGCCGCGAAUUUCAACGGCACGAGAAGGUCCGAUUUGCCAACCGUCUCAAUUGAACAGGACGAUCUGAACAGCAGCGAUACGAAGGUAAUUUACACGGAUUCGCGGUUGCCGGAUCUCAACGAGCCCGAGAUAGACGACGAUCACAACGUGGACGUGCUGGACGAUAAAAACGUCUGGAAGCCCAGACUGGUUUUUGAAAACAAGACCGAGACCACGACCGAGACAGCUUCGUCCGUUAUUAUGAAGAUCGGUCCGAAGAAAAUCGACGUCGAACUGUUCAAUAUAGAGGCGGCGCCGUUUCACGAAGAGGAACCUCCGUUCCCCGUGUACUACGUACAUCCGGUGCAGCCGUUGACUCACUCGAGAAAAUCUGUUCCACGAACGCCGAUAUCCGGUCAGGCGAUACGUUUGAGAGGCGGUUCCGGACCUAACGAGGGGUACGUCGAGGUGCAGGGUGCGAUGCCCGGCUGGGGCGUUGUGUGCGAUUUCCGAAACAGUUGGACGUUGAAGGAAGCUUACGUUGUGUGCAGACAACUGGGCUACGUUAGAGGCGCCGAAAUGGCUUGGCAAGGAAGAAACAAUCGCAACGAAGCGCCAAGUUGGAUCGCCGCGAACUCCGUGACGUGCGUCGGCAACGAGACCAGAUUUCAAUCAUGCAAAUUCACACACAAUCAAGAAUGUCGAGUGGAUAGAGAUGCAAUUGGCGUGCGAUGCGUUCCUAAUCGCGUCGCGCAUUGCCGCAAGGACGAGAUAUCGCAUGAGGGCCAAUGUUACCACUUGACUGAUCCCGAUAGCGGAUUCAGUCGUGCCGAAGCUCAGGAGUACUGCGCACGAAGGAACGCACGGAUCAUCGACAUCACCAGCCAGGCAGAAAACAACUUCGUGUCGGAGUGGCUGUUGCAGUCGCAUUCGGAAGUUAGCUCGAUCAUGACAUCCGGCUUCGGUUUCACGACGAUGAGCCACACCUUGUGGCUCUGGAGCGAUUCUGCUCAUGCCAAAUUCAAGUUUACGAAAUGGUGGCCGGGAUGGAUGAACGAGACGAAACUACCACCGGGAGGAAGCUCUCGUCCUCUUUGCAUUGUGAUGAAACGGAAAUUUCCGUGUCACGAACAACCGGAGUCGACAUGCGACACAGAUUAUUUCUUCUGGCACACCGAGGACUGCGAAGCCGAGACAAAAGAACACUCGCUCGUUUGCAAGAGACCUUACGACGAUAUCGGCUGCAUUUACGGAAAAGGAAAUCAAUAUGUCGGCAAAGCCAAUGUGACGGCAUCGGGAAAGGAGUGUCUCCCUUGGGCUGAUGAGAGAAUCGCGCAUCAGUUGCGCGUGAACAUUGUCAAUAAAGAAGUGCGAGACAAACUGAAAACGCACAACUACUGCAGAAAUCCCAAUCCCGACAAGGAAUCGAGGACGUGGUGCUUUACGUCACCCGGAAAGCGCGAAUAUUGCGACAUUCCCGCCUGUGGCAAUAUCGAUCCGAGAAAGCCGAAGCUGUCUGGUCAGUGCUUGCCUAAGCAUUUCGAAUGCAUGCCAGGGGAGUGUAUUCCGUCCCCGUGGGUCUGCGACGGAGAAGAAGACUGCACGAACGGAGCUGACGAAAGGGUCUGCAGGAUGGACCUCGGUCUUUUCGAAAAAUCCGCGAAGCACAGACUCGAGGGUCACGAUGUGGAAAAGUGGUUUAACACGCCGCUUAAAACCUGCGCUUUGAGAUGCAAAGAAGCGGAUUUCACUUGUCGCUCGUUUAAUCACAAAUCGGACGGCAAUAUGUGUUUGUUGAGCGCCGGCAAUAUCGGUUUGACUGGCGCACUUAAACCCGACAAACAGUUCGAUUAUUACGAGAUGAAAGAGAGGAGCUUGAACUGCGACGACAUGUAUGUUUGCAAUAAUCGCAAGUGUAUAAAUCAAACACAGGUUUGCGACGGCAAAAACGACUGCGGCGAUCACAGCGACGAGAGUGUUUGCACGGUUGAAAAUCUCGAUUACGAUAUUCGUUUAGCCGGCGCAAAUAACAGCUACGAGGGUCGAAUUGAAGUUAAAGUUCACGGAAUUUGGGGACAAGUGUGCGACGAUGGUUUCGGGAUGAUCAAUGCCGACGUCGUCUGCAACGAGCUCGGUUUCGAUCUCGGAGCUCUGGAGAUUAGACCGGGUGGAUUUUACGGAAAUCUCGAUCCACCCACGAGAUUUAUGGUAGACCAGUUGAAAUGUCGCGGGAACGAGACCACGUUGCGGGAGUGCGACUUUAACGGAUGGGGAGUUCACAAUUGUCAGCCGGAAGAAGCUGUGGGCGUUGUGUGCAAGACGGCGGUUCACACCUGUCAGGAAGGUCACUGGAAGUGCGACAACAGUCCGAUCUGCAUACCUACCCCGUUUAUCUGCGACGAGGUGGUCGACUGUCCGGAUCAAUCCGACGAGAGUCCGGAGCAUUGCGACGCGCCGUUCGAGCUGCGCCUGGCAAAUGGCAGCACUCUUCUGGAAGGAAGAGUGGAAGUGCGUCAUCACGGGGUAUGGGGUACCGUGUGCGAUGACGACUUCACGAAUGCCACUGCAACUGUCAUUUGCAGAUCUCUGGGUUACGGUGGUGUCGCAGUAGCCAAGAAAGAUGGCUUCUUCGGUCCUGGCGAAGGACCGAUAUGGCUCGACGAGGUUUUCUGUCAUGGAAACGAAUCGCAAUUAUAUCGUUGCGAGCAUAAUCACUGGGGUCAGCAUAAUUGCGAUCAUAAUGAGGACGCAGGUGUAAUUUGCUCACCUGGAGAUAUUAAUAAUGCUGAGUCGUAUUGGAUAAGCGACUCGGAGUUAUCGGAACGAAUAAAUAUCGACGAGGUACUUCCGUCGAAUUGCGGUCAGCGCGCCAAAGAUUUCAACGACGACGACGAUCUGAUAUUUCAGAAAGUGGUACAUGGCUCCGUCGCUCCGAAAGGCACUUAUCCUUGGCAGGCCAGUAUUCGGGUGCGAGGACACAGUCGAUCGAGUCACUGGUGCGGCGCGGUUAUCAUAUCACCUUUACACGUGCUAACGGCGGCGCAUUGUUUGGAAGGCUACAACAAAGGCACGUACUUUGUUCGCGCUGGAGAUUACAACACAGAUAUAGACGAGGGGACGGAAGCGGAGGCCAAUAUCGAGGAUUACUACGUGCACGAGGAAUUCCGGAAAGGUCACAGGAUGAACAACGACAUCGCUCUGGUUUUGCUUAAAGGACGGGGCAUCCAACUCGGCAAGGAUAUCAUGCCAAUUUGCUUGCCGUCCGAGAGCACCAAGUACACAGUCGGACUCAAUUGCACGAUCAGCGGAUUCGGCAGUAUCGAGACGGGAAAGACGACGCAAUCGAAAGACCUGCGAUACGGUUGGGUCCCGUUGUUGGACCAGUCAAUCUGCAAAGCCGAUUACGUUUACGGCGAAGGUGCCAUAAGCGACGGAAUGAUGUGCGCCGGAUAUCUUGACGAAGGUAUCGACACCUGCGACGGUGAUUCCGGAGGUCCCUUGGCGUGCCAUCACAAUGGAGCUUUUACCUUGUACGGAAUAACCAGUUGGGGCCAGCAUUGCGGAAAAGCGAACAAACCCGGAGUUUACGUUAAAGUGGCAUAUUAUCGUCGCUGGAUCGAUCAAAAAAUCAAAGAAUCGAUGAUAGGUAGAUAGUGCGUUAAAACGAUUCAAUCUUUUAUCAGAUCAAAUAUAGAUUACUUUUUUCUUUUUUAAUAUAAAAAAACAUGUUAUAGUACGUAGCGCAUGUACAUAUUGGAGCAAUUUACGUUGAUUGCGAAUUUUUCAGCAUCACCUGUAAAUAUAACAAUAACUAUAAUAGAGAUACUUACUUUGUUGCGCAAUAUUGACUGAUUAUUAUCAUCCUUUCGCACAGGGGGAGUCUACACACACACACACAUACAGGUACGCAAAAUUUUGCAGAUGUGUAAAUGAAUACAAAAGUGAGUUUCUGUUAAUUUGAAGUUUAUUUCGUUAAGACAUCUUUGUUUCUACAGUAAUUGUAAUUGCUGCUUUUCUGUCACUGUUACAUGAUUGAGCCUAUUUUAUUUACAAUAGUCCCAACACACAUUUCUCUGACCCGAUUCCGUCCAAGGUGUGUGAUCUCAACUCAAACAGAUGGCAUGCGUGGUUAUUACAAAUUGAAUAAAAAUUAGCGCAGACGCGGAAAUAAACAAACGCGGUUUUACCGUCUUUCGCGGUUUAUGUAAAUUCUCUACAGCGCUAAAUUAAUUAAUUAAAAUUCUUACACCGUUGCGUACAGAGAUUUUAGGCUGAUCAGACGAGAGCUAUAUGUAUAUGUAAUAAACGUUUCUCUCUCACAUUUGGUUCGCUGGUCAAAUAAUUACAUUUCUCGCUCGAUAAAAAGAGGACACA
Messenger RNA from Pseudomyrmex gracilis, 7580 nucleotides. RefSeq lists its product as uncharacterized. The transcript has 28 exons. NCBI's taxonomy places the organism in Eukaryota, Metazoa, Arthropoda, Insecta, Hymenoptera, Formicidae. Gene Ontology annotation, biological process: proteolysis. The record is from RefSeq and is a predicted model, not a curated record. The coding region runs from base 204 to 6860 and encodes 2218 amino acids. Gene Ontology annotation, cellular component: extracellular region; membrane. Gene Ontology annotation, molecular function: serine-type endopeptidase activity; chitin binding; protein binding.